This is a messenger RNA of Prorocentrum cordatum, 408 nucleotides long. The record is from the annotation of a GenBank genome assembly. Lineage: Eukaryota; Dinophyceae; Prorocentrales; Prorocentraceae.
AUGAUGCUUUCGAGGGUCAUCUCGCUGGGCUGCGCUGGGUUUGAGCCACAAGAGCUGGAGGACCCAGUACAGCUAGAAUGGGUUCCCGGCUCUAUGGAGACGACGACCUGGGGCACGGAGUCGGCCUAUGCCCUGCGUGCGUGCUUCUUGUCGAACAGAAGCCAGUUCUUGUGCCGCGCCAUGUUGCCCGCUUUGUUCCACUUGAUGAAUUCGUCGGCGACGGGCUGCGGAACGAGGCCCUGGGCAAGGACGGUGCGGUGCAGAUCUGAGCCGUUCCUGUGGUGUACGCCCGCCUCGAGCUCAAGAUGGUGCGUGUGGGCUGUCGCCUGGACGAGAAACUUGGCCUCGGAGGUGAUCGCUGCGGGCACGGCGGUGAAGUGGUGGCCGCUCGGCUUGUUCUGGAGGUAG